GAUGGAAGACGUUAGCUAUCGAGGACCGGCAUCAAUCAACGUCUCUUCACUGCUCAUUGUUCGUCUCAUUUUGGACGUUGCUCUGUCUGAUUACAUCUGCGUUCAAGAUUCUUCAAUCGUCUCGUAAUCAUGGUUGUAUUUCGAGGCAUGACGGUGGACGAGUACAAGAGCAAUUGCAUGACGUUCCAGCUGCUAUACGCGUUCCGUCGGACACCAUUCGGCAAGUGUCUCGUCGCCGUGACCGACACCGACGGAGAUGUGGCGUAUCUGACGUUCGUUGACGACGACGACGACGAGACGAAAGCUAUCGGAGAUCUGAAGGCGAAGUGGCCGUUGACGAAGAUAUCGGAGGAUAUCGGAAACAAGACGGAGACUGUCGUCGUGAGAAUCUUUCAUCCCGACGGUUCCCAGCUUCGCUCGGUUCGCGUCCUCAUGAAGGGCACGGAGUUCCAAAUUAAAGUUUGGCGAUCUUUGACGGAAAUCCCCGGAGGGUCGGUCACCACGUACGAGGAAGUCGCCCGGAUGACGGACUGCAAGGCCGCGAUAGCGGUGGGAAGCGCAAUUUCCAAGAAUUACGUCGCCUACGUUGUGCCGUGCCACCGUGUGACAGCGAAGCGCGCAAAUGCCCGUGGCACCAAGUAUGCUUGGGGAUUGGAACGGAAACAUGCUAUCCUGGAAUACGAAAAGCAGAUUCCCCCAACGCUUCAGAAAUAUCGAGCCGUUCCGGAACAGGAUACUCUUUAGAGAUUCAACGAGAAGAAGACCUCCCGUGCGAGAUAUUCCUUAGAAUUUUCAAGGGCUGACUCUCCGAGGAAGAAUCCUGAUACGAUCCCAGCUCCCUUCUAAGGGAGGGAUGUUACUAUAAUACGCGGAUCAGAAUUCGGCCGCCCACGAUGCUCCGCCAUUCUAAACCACUAACCAGACGGUAACUUGGCCAACUGU
Messenger RNA from Temnothorax curvispinosus, 942 nucleotides. RefSeq names its product methylated-DNA--protein-cysteine methyltransferase (gene agt). Gene Ontology annotation, molecular function: methylated-DNA-[protein]-cysteine S-methyltransferase activity. The transcript is spliced from 2 exons. Bases 130 to 744 code for a protein of 204 amino acids. Gene Ontology annotation, biological process: DNA repair. Lineage: Eukaryota; Metazoa; Arthropoda; Insecta; Hymenoptera; Formicidae. The record is from RefSeq and is a predicted model, not a curated record.